UUAGCUAAGUGUCAUCACCAAUCAAGUUCUUCACAAUUUGCAAUUGUUUAUGCCAAAAUGUCUAAUCAGGAAACCCAGGUUUCCAGCCUGCCGAUGCCGCCAGAGCGGUACAUCGCCAACUACACAGAGGAAAACAUCCGACGCAAUAGAGCGCCACGCCCACCACCGCCGCCUUCGCAGCACGAAGUUUACAGCAUGUUUGGAAUCCAAUACAACAACGACGAAAUGAUUCGAAGUUUGGAGUCCCAGAACAUAAAACGUCUGAUCCCCAUUCACUUUGACCGGCGUAAGGAGCUCAAAAAGCUCAACCACUCGCUGCUUGUCAACUUCCUGGACCUCAUCGACUUUCUCAUCCUGAACCCAGACAGUCCGCGGCGCACUGAAAAGAUUGACGAUCUAAGUCUGCUGUUUGUCAACAUGCAUCACCUGUUGAACGAAUUUCGACCCCACCAAGCGCGAGAAACGCUGCGAGUCAUGAUGGAAAUGCAGAAGCGUCAGCGCGUGGAGACCGCCACCCGUUUCCAAAAGCACUUGGAACGGGUGCGAGAGAUCGUGAACACCGCAUUCUCAGCGCUGCCUGUUCUGGCUGAUGAUGACGAGAGCGGCGGGGCAAAGAUUAAGACGGAAGUGGAUCCUCUGGAGGCGAAUGCGGCGGCCAAGAAUGAUCCCAGCUACCAGCACGAUCGCAUGUUGUGCAAGCUGGUUGAUGCAAUUGAAUGAACUAGCAGAAGACUGGACAUCGACAUUGGAGUUUUGUGUCAAUCAUUGUGAACUGCAUGAAAAAAGAGCUCCUCAUAUUUAUAACUGCUUUUAGUGUAAGGAAUAAAAACCAAUUUGUGUGAUUUAAA
This is a messenger RNA of Drosophila ficusphila, 848 nucleotides long. It is a transcript of the gene MED7, whose product is annotated as mediator of RNA polymerase II transcription subunit 7. Lineage: Eukaryota; Metazoa; Arthropoda; Insecta; Diptera; Drosophilidae. The transcript has 2 exons. Gene Ontology annotation, cellular component: mediator complex; core mediator complex. Gene Ontology annotation, biological process: regulation of transcription by RNA polymerase II. The record is from RefSeq and is a predicted model, not a curated record. Gene Ontology annotation, molecular function: transcription coregulator activity. Bases 58 to 720 code for a protein of 220 amino acids.